CCGCGCUCCUGUGAUUCGGCUAAAGAAAGAUAAACUCAUGUGAAGCGACUGAGAUACUGUUAUAAAGAUGGAGUUCAUUAAAGAGGAGAGUGAAGACGUGAAGAUUGAAGAAACAGUCACUGAGGAACAAACAGACCUGAUGGCGCUGAAAGAGGAGAGUCAAGACCUGAAUGAAAUGGAAGAGAAAAAUCAGUAUGAGAAAUAUCAUGACCUCAUGGCUGGAGAAAAAUCUUUUAGUUACUCACAGACUCAUAAAACAGAAACUACAAACCUUAAAGUCCAGAUGAGAGUUCACACUGGAGAGAGUCCUUUCAUCUGCCAACACUGUGGAAGGAGUUUCGAUCUAAAAGAAAGCCUUAAAAGUCACUUGAAAAUCCACACUGAAGGGAAUUUUUUCAUGUGUUCUCAAUGUGGAAAGAGUUUUACACAGAAAAAAACACUCAAUGUCCACAUGAGGAUUCAUACUGGAGAGAAGCCUUACUCCUGCAAUCUUUGUGAGAUGAGCUUCAGACGAGGAGAAAGUUUUAGGUCUCACAUGAGAGUUCACACUGGAGAGAGCCCUUUCACCUGCCAACAGUGUGGGAAUGGUUUUAAUCGAAAACAAAGUCUUAAAGUCCACUUAAAAAUCCAUGCUGGAGAGAAGCCGUUCAUAUGCUCUCAGUGUGGAAAGAGUUUUAGACAGAAAUCAACCCUUAAAUCCCACAUGAGGAUUCACACUGGAGAGAAGCCGUACUCCUGCAAACUGUGUGGGAAGAGCUUCUCAGUAAAAGGAAGUCUUAAAAUUCACAUGAGAAUUCACACUGGAGAGAAACCUUUCAUUUGCUCUCAGUGUGGAAAGAGUUUCAAACAGAAAAAAGAACUUGACGGCCACAUGAGAGUUCACACUGGAGAGAAACCUUUUGAUUGUGAUCAUUGUGGAAAGAGUUUCGGACAUAAAUCACACCUCAGUAAACACAUAAGGAUUCACACUGGAGAGAAGCCUUUUACUUGCCAAGAGUGUGGAAAGCGCUUCGCAGUUAAAGAAAACCUUAAGACUCACAUGAGAUUUCACACUGGAGAGAAACCUUACAACUGUCCUCAGUGUGGAAAGGGUUUCACAGUUAAAGGAAACCUUAAGACUCACAUCAGAGUUCACACUGGAGAGAAACCUUACAAGUGUGUUCAGUGUGAAAAGUGUUUCAAAAAUAACACAUGCCUGAAACGGCAUUUGCAAACGCAUUCUGAUAAUAAACUUCCGUUGUCCUCAGUUAGGGCUGUCGCGAUAACUGCAAUAUUGUAAUACCGCGCUAUUGACAAUCAAACCGCAGAGGAAAGAUAGCAACCGCAGAAACCGCGGUUUUUUAAUGAGGUUGUGUCCUUCUUGUUUUUUAUUUUAUUUUAUUUGCCACUGUGCAUUCAAUGUUAAAUAAAUUAAUGAUACAAUAUGGUUACGACUGUAAUUUUCUCGCGAGCCGUUGUAGCUUAAUGGUGCUUCGUUUGUUUUGAAUAGGCCAGCUGAAACGAUGGGAGGCGCUCGAUCUCAUCACAAAACCUAAUGUCACGUCGCCAGUUUGGGAACAUUUUGGCUUUCAACCCAAUGAAAAGGGCGAGCCAGCAAAUAUAGAUGAGGCGAUAUGCAAAAUGUGCUGCAAAAAGGUUCCUGUGACGCAGCAAUACAUCUAAUUUGAGGUCAUCGGGAAAUUCUGAAAUGCUUAACGGGAAAAACACUUAAUGUGGUUUAAUGUACUAAUUUACUACUCAUCUUUUGUUUUUGUUUUUUUUUGUACACCGUAUACUACUUUAUUAGUAUAAUGUUUGGUUUUUAUAAAUGACUGUCUUAAUACAUUAAGCCACAUUAAGCGUUUUCUUAUAACUGUUUUCUAUGGGAGGAAAAGGCUUAACGUGUUAUUAAACGAGUUGCAUUCAUA
Carassius auratus (goldfish) is the source of this 1907-nucleotide messenger RNA. Its product is annotated as gastrula zinc finger protein XlCGF26.1-like. Gene Ontology annotation, biological process: regulation of transcription by RNA polymerase II. Gene Ontology annotation, molecular function: RNA polymerase II cis-regulatory region sequence-specific DNA binding; DNA-binding transcription factor activity, RNA polymerase II-specific. The record is from RefSeq and is a predicted model, not a curated record. Lineage: Eukaryota; Metazoa; Chordata; Actinopteri; Cypriniformes; Cyprinidae. Bases 68 to 1279 code for a protein of 403 amino acids. The transcript has 3 exons.